Messenger RNA from Ascoidea rubescens DSM 1968, 780 nucleotides. It is a transcript of the gene MRP20, whose product is annotated as mitochondrial 54S ribosomal protein uL23m. The transcript has a single exon. The record is from RefSeq and is a predicted model, not a curated record. Lineage: Eukaryota; Fungi; Ascomycota; Saccharomycetes; Ascoideales; Ascoideaceae. Bases 1 to 780 code for a protein of 259 amino acids. Gene Ontology annotation, molecular function: structural constituent of ribosome. Gene Ontology annotation, biological process: mitochondrial translation. Gene Ontology annotation, cellular component: mitochondrial large ribosomal subunit; ribosome.
AUGCCCCGUGUAAAUACCCUGAUUGUGGAGAACCUUACAAAGUUCAAGCGAAGAUGGUUUAUCAAACAAACUAAAAAGGCUGCAGCUGCUGCGAAAGCCAAACCCAUCGAAGAGAUCAAAACCCAGACCUUUAGUGACAUCUUGUUGAAGAGGAAAGAGGAUGCCAUUAGGAAAGACUUGCCCCAUUUCAAAGUAGGUGAGAAGCAGGUCUAUUUUCCCAAGGCUCGUGUGAUCUUGUUGAGACCCAACGCCAAACAUACCCCAUACCAGGCCAAAUUUAUUGUGCCAAAAGCUUUCAAUAGAUUGGAUUUGAGAGACUACUUGUAUCAUGUUUAUGGAUUGAGAGCGUUAAAUGUUACAGUGCAACUAUCCCCAGGUGUUUACAAAGGACACCCAGGUACUCCACGUUACAGGGCCAGUCAAAUCAAGAAGAUGACCAUCGAAAUGGAGGACCCCUUCAUUUGGCCAGAACAAACAUUUGAAGAGAAUAAUGAGAUUGACGAUCAAGAAAAAAUGAUGAUUGAGUAUGCUCAAGUCAUGAGAAAUUACAACGAUGAAGUUAUAGGGAGAACGAGAAGCGAUUUGGCCAAACCCAUCAAAUCAUUUGGAGGGAUGAUUCAUCUCCCUGACUAUAUCAAGAGCCAACCAUUUGUGCCUAAAUUUGCUAAAAGAAGAUUACAGAAUAAAGUGGAAAAGGCUGAAGAAUACCAUAAACUUGAGAGAGAAAAGAAAAUUAUUGAAAACUAUCUCAAAUCAAAAAACAAAUUGGAUUUCAUUUAA